This is a messenger RNA of Nerophis ophidion (straightnose pipefish), 1686 nucleotides long. It is a transcript of the gene olfml1, whose product is annotated as olfactomedin-like 1. Lineage: Eukaryota; Metazoa; Chordata; Actinopteri; Syngnathiformes; Syngnathidae. The transcript is spliced from 8 exons. The record is from RefSeq and is a predicted model, not a curated record. The coding region runs from base 292 to 1515 and encodes 407 amino acids. Gene Ontology annotation, biological process: signal transduction.
AGAGAGGCGAAGUGAGCCAAAAAAACCCCACUGGCCUCUGAGCAAAGACUGAUAGUGAAACAAGCAGAAUGUUCUGGAGCUACAAGUCGGAGCAGAGCUUUUUUUUAAUCCAAGCAAAGAGAAAAAAAACAUAUUUUAACGCAGCAAGUACAUUGCUACUGACUCAGAGCGAGUUUGUUUUCUUGUAUCUUGUUUGCAGGGGAGGCAUUCUAUGAAGUGUAUUUCGCAAGAGAAGUAGGCAGCGACUGUAUUAGAUUCAGCCUCGGUUUAUUGGCUUCGGGAGAGCAAACAAUGUCAGGCAGAGAGUUUCUUGUUCUUGUUCUUUUGCUGUGUUUGUGUUUAAAUGGGAGUUCAGUCAAGAGCCAGGGUUUCCCCCAGGAUGGCUUUCUCAUCCAGUACCUGGAGAGGAGGUUGACUCAGAUGGAGGAGCGUCUAAACCAAUGUGAGCAAAACACAGUGAGCAUAACCCAGAAGACCUAUGAUCUGUCCUCAGGAAUGAGAGGCCAUCUGUCCGCCCUCAAUGUUAUGAGAUCAGAGGUGAAGAAUCAGCUGGAGAGUAUGUCUGUACGUGUCGACCGGAUGGAGCGAGAGCUAGAAUAUCUGGAAAACAAGAUGCCUGCCCUUUCCGACAUUGAGAUGGAGGAGGCACUGAUUGAACAACAGAUAAAAGCUGCAGAACUGGACCAGCUCAAAAAGAAAGCUAAAAUCCAAGUGGAAAAUGAUUGUAACGCAGCCUUGAGCCAAAUCAAGUCGCUCAAAAUUGUGAAGAAGAUGGGAGACACUUCUGGUUCCUGGUUUAAGGACCCUUCAGAUGGAUCGAACAAGGUAUACGUGCUGAGUGGAAUUCGUAACGACACUCUGUUGGAGUAUGAAUCUCUACAAAGCUUCUUGGAAAAGACCUCUGCACCACCGGCCAAAGUGAUUCAACUCCCAUCUCCAUGGCAAGGCACGGGUCAUCUGGUCUACAAUGGAUUUCUCUACUACCACAGAGCUGACACGCUGAAUCAGAUCCUGAAAGUAGACCUAUCGAAUGCUUCAGUGGUGGACAGCACUCUUCUUCCAGGAGCAGGUCGUCUUCCGGUCUACAGCUUGAACUCCAACACCUACUUGGACAUGGCUGUGGAUGAACUAGGUCUUUGGGUCAUCCACGCUGACCCUGAAUACGGUGGAAACUUGGUCCUAACUAAGCUUGACAAAGGAAACUUGGCAGUAGAGUACAUCUGGGAUACGCAGUGUAAAAGUCAUGAUGCUGAAGGAGCUUUCAUAAUAUGUGGAACUCUCUAUGUGGUCUUCAACACGCAUUAUGGCGGACGGUCCACCGUGCAGUGUCUCUAUGAUAUUCACGACACCACCCACAGUGCUGAGAGUCCUGUGGUGUUCUUCCCCAAGCGAUACACAAGCCACAGCAGCAUCCACUACCAUCCAAGAGACAACCAGCUAUACGCCUGGGAUGAUGGAUACCAGACAAUAUACCAAGUGGAGAUGCACAGCAAUGAUCAAGUUACCGCUGGAUGAUACUCUUUUUCCAUGAAGAAUACACGUACAAUUACACACCAUUAGCCCGUACAUAUACAGUACCAAAUACUUAAGAUUGUUGUCUUUCUCUUGAUAUUUUGCUGCCAUUUGGUCAAACUAGUUAGACAUGAGCAUUUUGUAAGACUGUAAUAAAAAGCAUUUUAAUGAUGA